UCGCCACGCUCGACAACGUGCCGGCAUUGCAAUAAAAACAAUUUUCAAAAACAUUCACGCGUCCACGGGAACCGUCCUCAGUUUUUUAUCUUAAUAAACAGUUGGACAGUAUUACAUAAUAGCCGCAUAGUAUUUUUCUAUACGUUUUAACAAUACAAGUAUUAUCGUGUGUAGUAUAAUGAUCACUUUGUGCUAGUGCAGUGGAAUGGAUUGCAUUUGUUAGUUCUACAACAGUUGUAUAAUGUCGAAGACUUUGAACGCCUACAGAAUAAAGAAGAUCGAAUCCCUAGGCAGGAUGACGGCGAUGACGCAGGAGGAAAUGGUGGCGGGCGCGCGCACAGUCGCGGCGGGCCUGGAGGCGCUGCGGGCCGAGCACGCGCAGCUGCUGGCCGGCCUGGCUGCCAACACCGACCAUGAACACGAGAAGGCGGCGUUAGUCAGGAAGAGCAUCGAUGCUAUUGAACUCGGGCUUGGAGAGGCACAGGUAAUGAUGGCCCUAGCCUCCCACUUACAAUCAGUGGAGGCCGAGAAACAGAAGCUCCGCACGCAGGUGCGCCGCCUGUGCCAGGAGAACGCGUGGCUGCGCGACGAGCUGGCGGCCGCGCAGCAGCACCUGCAGGCCUCCGAGCAGCGGGUCGCGCAGCUCGAGGAGGAGAACAAGCAUCUCGACUUCAUGGCCUCUAUACGCAAGUACGACAGCGACAUGACGGAGGAGUCAGACACAAACCGCAGCGGACAGAGCGAGAAGAAGCGCGACGAUCCCAUGGUCGACCUGUUCCCGGACGACGACCACGAUGACAACAGAAACAACAAAUCCAUGUCCCCGACGCCGCCGCUGCACUUCGCGCAGCAGGUGAACGCGGGCUACGAGAUCCCGGCGCGGCUGCGCACGCUGCACAACCUGGUGAUCCAGUACGCGUCGCAGGGCCGCUACGAGGUGGCCGUGCCGCUCUGCAAGCAGGCGCUCGAGGACCUGGAGAAGACCUCCGGACACGACCACCCCGAUGUGGCCACCAUGCUCAACAUACUGGCGCUCGUCUACAGAGACCAGAACAAAUACAAAGAGGCUGCAAACCUGCUGAACGACGCGCUCUCCAUCCGCGAGAAGACGCUCGGCGAGAACCACCCCGCCGUCGCCGCCACGCUCAACAACCUGGCUGUGCUGUUCGGCAAGCGAGGCAAGUACCGCGAGGCGGAGCCGCUGUGCAAGCGCGCGCUGUGCAUCCGCGAGGCCGUGCUGGGCCGCGACCACCCCGACGUGGCCAAGCAGCUCAACAACCUGGCGCUGCUGUGCCAGAACCAGAACAAGUACGAGGAGGUCGAGCAGUACUACCAGCGCGCGCUGGAGAUCUACGAGAGCAAGCUCGGGCCCGACGACCCCAACGUGGCCAAAACCAAGAACAACCUCGCCUCUUGCUAUCUCAAACAGGGCAAGUACAAGGAAGCAGAGACACUAUACAAGCAAGUGCUGACUCGGGCACACGAGAGGGAAUUCGGAACUAUUGACGGCGACAACAAGCCGAUCUGGCAAGUGGCUGAGGAGCGAGAGGAGAACAAACACCUGCAGAAGGAGAACGCGCCCUACGGAGAGUACGGCGGCUGGCACAAGGCUGCCAAGGUAACAUACGUGGACUCCCCCACGGUGACCACGACCCUGAAGAACCUGGGCGCGCUGUACCGGCGCCAGGGCAAGUACGAGGCCGCGGAGACCCUCGAGGACUGCGCGCUGCGCAGCAGGAAGGAGGCUUUGGACAUCGUGAAGCAGUCUCGCGCCCGAAGCGGGCGUCACGGCGGCCGCGAGCCCGAACACCCCGACAACGACGAGGGCGCGAACCAAGCGAGCGAACCACGCAUGAACCUAAAGUCAAAGCUGUUCAAUGCGCUAGGCAUCAACACUGGGAGCAAUGCGCCGCACCAGUAGCCACUAGCCUCGUAGUACACGUAGGAUAUGACGUCACUCGCUUCGCGCACGUGCUCCUCCGCGGUUACCAAUGGCCUGACACCCGGUCUGCACCACACGAACAUUACUAAUCUAGUUGAGAUUACUAAAACGUAGAUUCGUAUUAUAUUAUCGAUAUUAAUUUAGAUUUAAGAUGGCUUUAGAGUCUAGGGUAUCAAACAAUUAUUUUACUGUUCUUCUAAUUAGAUGAUUGUGGUGCAAACUCAGACCAUUGCUAACCGUUAAACCUUGACUAAUUGUCCGCUCACUAAAUGAGGAUCAUGUGCGUUCCACACUUAAUUUUGCCAGCCAUUUUGAAUUUUCUUGACAGGAAUACAUGCUACCUUUUUGAUGGCCUUCCGCCCUAAACGUUAGCUAAGUUUGAAAUAUAGCAUUAUCAGUUCAACAGAAUUCAAAAUGGUCGUGUAGUAGCUUAGUAUUAUUUAUUAGCAUGCGAUAUAAUUUUAGUAAAAAUAAAAAUUUUCUAAAAAAAAAUAUAUAAAAUACAAAUGAUCGUGUGAUAGGAAGCAUGCCAGUGAACCGUCCCGCUAUUGUAUACAAUAAUUGUUUAGAGAUGAAUAUAAAGUAUCAAGACGGUGUUGUGUGCUGUUUUAUAUGGUGACACUAAGUCAUUUGUUGCUAAUAUACAUUUUAUAUAAUCAUGUAUGAAGAUAUUAUAACACCUAAAUAUGUUAAAUACAUAUUUAAUUUAAAUUCAAGGUAAAUAUUAAUAUUCUUAAAAUUUCAUUUAAUUACCUUCAUACAAUGAUUAUGUAAAGUGUAUACAAAUUUUUGAGAAUUUAUAAGCUGAAUUUUGCAUUUAUAAUCAUUGAAAUAUUUAUAAAUAUUAUCACAACAAUUAUUUUUUAUUUUAUUAAUAAUUAAUUUGCGCAUGUUUAAACAACGAUUUUAUUCGCUUACAAUAUCAAUUUUAAUUUACUGAUUGUAAUUUUUUUAUAUCAAUGUAUGUCGUGUUCUUUUUAGGAAAGAAUGCAUGAAUGUGAAUUUUAUUAUUGUGAACAUAAGCCUUACUCAACCUCGGAGUAGCGAGUAUUUAAUUAUAAACUCAUUUUCUAAGUAUUCUUAUCUGUAAGUUAGAGAUUCUAAUGCUUUAAAGAUGUGUUUUUUUACGGUGGAGGUCGUCAUUUAAUUUCCUAAACGUACGUGAAUGUUUUGGGUAUUCAUUUGGUCCCUUGUUAUGAGAGCAAGGUUGAGUAUCGCUAUUUUACCAAUAGUCAUGUUUUAUCAUUUUAUUAUCAUCCGUAAUUUUAUGCUUAACUUUCAUUCCAGUGUUAGUGUAUGUCGAUCUAAGCUUUAUGUGAGAGUAGGUGAUAAAUAUUAUUAUAUACUAUUUUUAUAUA
Trichoplusia ni (cabbage looper) is the source of this 3300-nucleotide messenger RNA. RefSeq names its product kinesin light chain (gene Klc). The coding region runs from base 242 to 1921 and encodes 559 amino acids. The record is from RefSeq and is a predicted model, not a curated record. NCBI's taxonomy places the organism in Eukaryota, Metazoa, Arthropoda, Insecta, Lepidoptera, Noctuidae. Gene Ontology annotation, biological process: microtubule-based movement. Gene Ontology annotation, cellular component: kinesin complex; cytoplasm; membrane-bounded organelle. Gene Ontology annotation, molecular function: kinesin binding. The transcript is spliced from 14 exons.